Molecule: messenger RNA, 252 nt
Organism: Danaus chrysippus (African queen)
Lineage: Eukaryota; Metazoa; Arthropoda; Insecta; Lepidoptera; Nymphalidae
Source: the annotation of a GenBank genome assembly
UUGGAAGAGGAGAACGAUGGCGAGGAAGAUGAAACUGUGUCUGAAAGCGACCGGCAAAGUGAACAUAGUGAUCAUUGUACUGACACGGAGCAAUCAGCGGCAGAAUCUGACAAGGAUGAGCCAUCAACCUGUCGCGUAUCACCUGUGCCUACUCAGGAGUCAUUACGGCGUGGUCGUGGAGCUGGAGCCGCAGUAAUACAAAAUACGCAAUCUAUCACAAUUCGAGGCGUAUACAACGUCAAUGCACAAUAA